UUUCAGUCUGACUGUAUGUGUGUGUGUGUGUUCGCCUCCCUCCCUUCAUUUCCUGAAUCCUCGGAUUUACAGCGACGUGGGAAACAAACGCACGUGAAAGAAUAAUAAAAGGAGCUCGCGACGAUGAAAGCUCACCUUCAGCCUCCUGCCUGCUGACCAUACCAGCCAAUGGGCUGAGGGCGUGGGCGGGGCCAGGAUGAGUGAGGAGCUCUUAUUGGAGGAGACGCUCAUCAAGCGAUCGCAGCAGAAGAAGAGGACGUCGCCGCUGAACUACAAGGAGCGACUGUUCGUCCUCACGAAGAGCCGGCUGACGUACUACGACGGCCGAGCGGAGAAGAAGUUCAGGAGAGGCUGGAUCGAGCUGAGCCGGAUCAGGUGUGUGGAGAUCGUCAAGAAUGGAGGAGGAAUCAUCCCCUGUCAGAACAAAUACCCGUUUCAGGUGGUGUACGACACCAACACUCUGUACGUGUUCACUCCGAGUAACGACAGCAGGAGUCAGUGGGUCCAGAACCUCAAAGAAGAGAUCAAAGACAAUCUGGUCAUCAUGACGAAGUUCCAUCCUCAGUUCUGGCAGGAGGGGGCGUGGCUUUGCUGUCGUCAGGCGGAAAAACAGGCACUGGGCUGCGAGGAGUACAACCUGUUUGGAGACAUCUCCAGAAAACCUUUACCCCCGAUUCCUGGAGAGCAGAGUAAAAACGAGAGGCGUCGCCCGGCUCCACCCCCACCUCAGGCUGGUCAAGACGAUGACGUUAAAGAAGAGGAUGAUGACGAAGAAGAAGAAGAAAAGGAGGAGGAGGAGGAGGAGGAAGAGGAGGAGAUGGUGGUAGCACUGUACGACUUUACGGCUACUGAGGCACCCGACCUGAGCCUGGUGAAAGGAGGCGAGUACGUCAUCCUGGAUAAACGUGACGCCAACUGGUACAAGGCGCGAAACGUGUACGGUGAGGAAGGCUACAUCCCGAGUAAUUACGUGACAGAGAAGAAAUCCGGAAACCUGGAGCAGUUUGUUUGGUACAGUAAACAAGUGAACCGGAACAAAGCAGAAGAGCUGCUGAGAAAAGAGGACAAAGAGGGAAGCUUCAUUGUGAGAGACUCGAGCACUGCAGAAACCUACACCGUCUCUCUCUAUGCCAAGUCUGUUGCGGGGGAUGGCCAAUCUGUUAUAAAACAUUACCACAUCAAGGUGACACAAAGCUCACCUCCACAGUAUUACCUGGCAGAGAAACACCUCUUCAACUCCAUCCCCGACCUCAUCGAGUACCACAAACACAACGCAGCAGGUCUGGUUGCCAGAUUAAGGUACCCUGUAGGGAAACAGGACAAGUCUGCCCCGUCCACUGCUGGCUUCAGCUACGAGAAGUGGGAGAUCAACCCCAGUGAGCUGACCUUCAUGAAGGAGAUGGGCAGCGGGCAGUUCGGUCUUGUGAGGCUGGGAAAGUGGAGGGCUCAGCACAAAGUGGCCAUCAAGGCCAUCAGAGAGGGGGCCAUGUAUGAGGAGGACUUCAUCGAGGAGGCCAAAGUCAUGAUGAGACUGUCUCACCCCAAACUGGUGCAGCUGUACGGCGUGUGCAGCCAGCAGAAGCCCAUUUACAUCGUCACAGAGUUCAUGGCGCUCGGCUGUCUGCUGAACUUCCUCAGGCAGCAGCGGGGCCGGUUCAGCCUGGGCUCCCUGCUGAGUAUCUGCCUGGAUGUGAGCGAAGGGAUGGAGUACUUGGAGGCCAACAGCUUCAUCCACAGAGAUCUGGCUGCAAGAAACUGUCUGGUGAAUGACUCUCUGGUUGUCAAGGUGGCCGACUUCGGCAUGGCAAGGUACGUGUUAGACGACCAGUACACCAGCUCGUCCAGUGCCAAGUUUCCUGUGAAGUGGUCGGCUCCUGAAGUCUUUAACUACAGAAAGUACAGCAGCAAGUCAGACGUCUGGUCGUACGGUGUGUUGAUGUGGGAGGUCUUCUCGGAGGGUCGCAUGCCAUUCGAACAGAGUCAGAACCAUGAAGUGGUUACCUUGGUAACUAAUGGUCAUCGACUCUAUCGGCCCAAAUUGGCCACGCCCCUCAUCUAUGACAUCAUGGAGCUUUGUUGGCUGGAGAACCAAGAAAAGCGUCCGUCGUUCUCGGAGCUCAGCAUGAAGAUCUCCGACGCUCUCGAGGGCGACGCCCCGCCCACAAACUGAUCAACUGACCAAUCAGGCGCUUCCACCGCUCACGUCGAGAAUUCACUUUGUGGUACCAGAACCUUCAAGAACUGACCAAUGACACGGAAGGAUAUGACCAAUGACAACAACUGGAGUCCAAUUAUUGACCAAUCACAGCACAGCUGGCCUGAUAGCUGACAAACGUGAAGCUGCUGCUCUCGUGGGAUUGUGUGUUCUUCUGUGUUUUUAUGACUUUGACUACAACAUGAACUGACAGAGAAGAAGGAAGCAUAAAAUCUGUCAUGGUGGACACGUCCGCUCAAUCGUGAUUGUCUUCUUCGUGCGCCAUAAUCCACCCAGACAUCUUUGAGUCUGCAUCAGUGUUUCCUCUCAGGCAUACAGUCAGAUAUCUAUCAGUGAAAAAGAUGCAUUAUCAGGUCACAACACGUUACAUAGAGCUAAACUCUUCAAGACAAGACUCAGAAUCAGACAUGUCAGGAAUCUCAUCAGCUCAUCGCAACAAAUCCUGUCUCUGAUUGUUUCAUUGCUCUGGUGCUAAUCUGGAAUUUCGGUCAUCACUUCAUCUUUAAUAUGAAAUAAAUACGGUAGAAAUCAUUCAAUCCUUUUUCUAAUAUGAGUACAUGUUACACAGGAUGUCCUUCAUAACCUUCAUUCACACAUUUCAAUAAAAUAAAAGAGUUAAAAAAG
This is a messenger RNA of Notolabrus celidotus (New Zealand spotty), 2839 nucleotides long. It is a transcript of the gene tec, whose product is annotated as tec protein tyrosine kinase. The transcript has 18 exons. Gene Ontology annotation, molecular function: protein binding; ATP binding; non-membrane spanning protein tyrosine kinase activity. Gene Ontology annotation, biological process: peptidyl-tyrosine autophosphorylation; adaptive immune response; intracellular signal transduction. Lineage: Eukaryota; Metazoa; Chordata; Actinopteri; Labriformes; Labridae. The record is from RefSeq and is a predicted model, not a curated record. Bases 197 to 2170 code for a protein of 657 amino acids.